UUUCCAAAGAAAUACCAUUGACCAACUCAAACCUUGUAAUUUGUUCUAUCAAUUUUGAUUUUGUUUCCCUCCAUUGUGUUUGAGCUCUGCAGCUCUUACUUCUCGGCUCACAUGCUAAUGAUGCUAUAGACCCUAAGUGGGGCUGCUUGAUACUCGAUUUAUCCCUCAAACGCUGCCUAACACCAAACCCUGUUGCCAAUUCCUCAACUGAAAGACGCAAUAGAAGUCAGAAGACCUCUCAUCCAGAGUUGAUGGCGUUGCCUUUCGGUGAAACUGAACCCAUCCAACUAUUCGUGAAAAUGAUGAAUUCGGAAGCUCCACCUAUAGAAAUCAAUGCGGAUGCUAAUAAUCGUAUACAGAUUAUCCACGAGAAAAUUCUAGUGACCUGGAAAAUUCCAGUUACGGGACAGAGAUUAUUUUAUGAGAGGAAGCAGCUACUGCGCCAGGACAGGCUUAUCGACUACUCAAUUCAAAACAAAGCCUGCCUUGAGCUGAUGGUUGGAUGGGAUGACAAGGACGACCCCUCGGACAUCCUCCAAAUGAUUCAUCAAAUGAGUUCAAACAUUUGUCGCAUGUGCCAAGGUCAAGAUGAAUCUGCUUCCACAUAUAAAGAUUGCUUUGAUAUCCUUAGGGAAGCGUUGAAGCGCGAGGCAGAAGUGGGGAUUCUCUCUUUGUCUUCUGUCCCUGCAACUUUAGUUAUGUUGUAUAGCUCACCAAUUGGAGGUAACAAAUCCUAUGGUAAUAAUUUGAUAAGGCUUUCCUUGGAUACCUUAUUGAUGACAGAUAAUGGGAUUUCGGCUGGUAAAAUAGCUUAUUUAGGAGUAGAAUUUUGUAUUUUGCUCAGAGAAGUAUCUUGUGAAGAUCUUCUGUAUAAGUCAUGCCGAACUAUGCUAGCAGAUUAUUUAGAACAUAAUUAUGAGAUCUUAUACGAUUAUUAUCCAGGGGCAGUGAUCGAAAUUCUAUUCUUUGCUAUCAAGUUAUCAGAAGACUUAUCCAAUGGAUUGUGUAAUAUCUUCUAUCGAAGCGAAUACAUCGAGUCACUGAGAAUUCAAGUUCGUGACUUGGGGAAAUUUUUAUGCGUACCACGUAAAGUAAUCAAUGUUCAGAUAAAUGAGGAUGAGGAUGAUGACAAGAAUAUCAUGAUUGGCUAUACAAAUGCUGUAAUUAAUGUUCUUUUUAAAGAUCACUUGAAGGAUAUGAAGCAGAAUCUUACUCGUCUUCCGGAUAUGAUAAAAAUAUUUGAAAGACUUCAUACAACGCAUUCUGUUUCACUUCUGUAUUUGGCCAUUCUGAAUGAAUUGAACAGCAUUUCUCAACUUGUGAAGGAUGGUGCGGAUAAAUUGCAGCGUGCAUUAGAAGGCCAGAAGAAUUCACUGCAAAUAAUGGUUAGAAACAUUAUGCGUAGUGAUGAUUAUGAUUGGUUUCUUAAGCACAUUGUUGUGCUUGAUUCUGAAUCCAGGAUGCAUUUAGUAAUGAUGAAGAUGUUCCCUGAGAAAAAGUUACGCGACGCACAGCUCCUCAACCCUCUCUUCUGCUGGUCUGAAAAGUUGGACAAAAAGCUGUUCAAUGCAUUCAAAUAUAAGGAUCUUACAGAUCCUAAAAUAUUGCAUCCUUGGUUAUGCAAGGUAUGCCAAGUUUUAUUCGAACCAAAAAAUCUCUUAUUCCGAGCAUGCCCAGAUAAUCCUACAGAUUUCUAUCCUAAUCCUGAAUUGGAACCAGAACCCUUUCAUCUUGACUGUUUCAAAUUUGCUGGUCAAGUGAUUGCACUAGCACUGAUGCAUGAAAUACAAGUAGGUGUUGCCUUAGGUCGUGUGUUUCUUAUGCAAUUGGCUAGAAAGAAUAUUUCGUUAGAAGAUGUAAAGGAUGCAGAUCCAUGCUUCUACAAUAGGUGCAAGGAGUUCAUAAAUAAGGAUGACCUGUCAGCUUUGGAAUCUCCUAAAGUGAAGUUUGGAUUCAAGACUGGCAAGACCAUGAAACUUUACCCAAGCCAUGGUUAUAUUAAAUCUCUUGUUCGGCAUUGCUUUGUCCACUCAAUCUCAAAACAGGUGUCCUUUUUCAGUAAAGGCUUUGAGAUGAUUUUUAAAACGUCAAUAAGCCAGCUACUUGAAGAUUUUAAAGGACUAAAGCUUGAAGAUCUUAACCAUGUGCUAAAAGGAAACGGAAAUGCUGGGUCUAAUUUUGGUAAGAAGAGAAAAUCUCUGAAUCAUGAAUGCAAUGGAAGUGAUCCUCUGAUGUCCCAAUUGCAAAAGAUUAGAAGAAGGAGAAUUAAUAUUACGGAUUGGCAAUGGGGUGAUUUCCUAGGCAGUGGCUCAUUUGGACAAGUACAUGAAGGUUAUACUUCUGAUGGUUUCUUCUUCGCAGUAAAGGUAGCUCCAUUAUUAGAAGGAAAAAAAGUUGACCAAAUUGAGCAAGAGAUUGCUUUGCUACGUCAGUUCAGUCAUCCAAAUAUAGUGAAAUAUUUUGGCACUCAUAAGGAUGAAAUGAAUCUCUAUAUUUUUCUUGAGCUUGUAAGAGCAGGUUCCCUCGAAAAACUUUAUCAGAAGUUUCAACUUCAAGAUUCUCAAGUGUCUUUGUACACAAAGCAAAUACUAAAAGGUUUAAAAUACCUUCAUGAUCGAAAUGUAGUCCACAGAGACAUUAAAUGUGCAAACAUUUUAGUUAAUGAGAAUGGAUGUGUGAAAAUUGCAGAUUUUGGAUUGUCAAGGGUGACCAACUUAAAAACUCUAAUGAAGUCUUGCUGGUGGAAUCCUCGUUGGAUGCCUCCUGAGGUUGUUAAUGGGAAGGGAGGAGGGUAUGGAUUGAAAGCGGAUAUAUGGAGUGUUGGCUGCGUAGUGUUGGAAAUGUCCACGCGCCAAAUUCCAUACUCUCAUUUGGAACCUGGAGCUGUAGAUUACAGCAUUGGAGAAGGUAAGCUACCUCGUCUUCCCGAUUCUCUCACAGAGCAUUCACGAGAUUUCAUCCUGCAAUGCUUGCAAGUUAAUCCAAAUGACCGGCCGACUGCUGCUAAACUUUUAGAGCAUCCAUUUGUAAAAGGGCGUUGCUCUUAGCAUGCUUGCUUCUCAAUAAAUUGUGCUUCUGCGUUUCUUGUAAGAACUAUUGCAAUGAUGCUGUUGGUUUUU
Messenger RNA from Manihot esculenta (cassava), 3119 nucleotides. Its product is annotated as E3 ubiquitin-protein ligase UPL5. NCBI's taxonomy places the organism in Eukaryota, Viridiplantae, Streptophyta, Magnoliopsida, Malpighiales, Euphorbiaceae. Gene Ontology annotation, molecular function: protein binding; protein kinase activity; ubiquitin-protein transferase activity. The record is from RefSeq and is a predicted model, not a curated record. The coding region runs from base 252 to 3047 and encodes 931 amino acids. Gene Ontology annotation, biological process: protein phosphorylation. The transcript has 3 exons.